Myotis myotis is the source of this 3345-nucleotide messenger RNA. It is a transcript of the gene B3GAT1, whose product is annotated as beta-1,3-glucuronyltransferase 1. Lineage: Eukaryota; Metazoa; Chordata; Mammalia; Chiroptera; Vespertilionidae. The transcript has 7 exons. The record is from RefSeq and is a predicted model, not a curated record. Gene Ontology annotation, molecular function: galactosylgalactosylxylosylprotein 3-beta-glucuronosyltransferase activity. Bases 415 to 1419 code for a protein of 334 amino acids. Gene Ontology annotation, cellular component: Golgi membrane. Gene Ontology annotation, biological process: carbohydrate metabolic process; chondroitin sulfate proteoglycan biosynthetic process.
CCGGCCCUGCCCGCGCCCCCCCCGCGCUCGCGGCUCCAUCCACCGCCUCGCCGAGCCCAGGAGCAGCCGGGCUGGGCGGCGGGGCGCAGGCUGGGACCCCGCGGCUAUGAAGUGGCCCUCGGGGGCUGCAGCCCGAGAUCCCCGGGGGAGGGAGGGGCGCGCGGCCCGGAGCAGCAGCCUGGGGGCCCCGGGGCCCGGGUUUAGGGGCCGCCACCGCCCGGAAUGAAUCGCGCUGGGGACGAUCCGGACUCGGACUCGCCGCCUCAGGUAUGCACUUGGCAGGGUUCCUGACUGUGCCCUGAGCCGCCACCCCUUCUGAAACUCUGGCCGAGCUGGACUCUGCAAACCUGCUUUCGCAAUGGGUGGGUUGUGAGCGCUGGUAAUGAGGAGCUGUGGGCCCAGCCAGCCUUGGAGAUGCCGAAGAGACGGGACAUCCUUGCCAUCAUCCUCAUCGUGCUGCCCUGGACGCUGCUCGUCACCGUCUGGCACCAGAGCACCAUCGCGCCCCUGCUCACCGCGCACAAGGAUGACGGCGGAGACCCCCGGCGCCCCGCCCCGCCCGGCGCGGACCCCAGGGAGUACUGCAUGUCCGACCGCGACAUCGUGGAGGUGGUGCGCACCGAGUACGUGUACACGCGGCCGCCGCCGUGGUCCGACACGCUGCCCACCAUCCACGUGGUGACGCCCACCUACAGCCGCCCGGUGCAGAAGGCCGAGCUCACGCGCCUGGCCAACACGCUGCUGCACGUGCCCAACCUGCACUGGCUGCUGGUGGAGGACGCGCCGCACCGCACGCCGCUGGCCACGCGCCUGCUGCGCGACUCCGGCCUCAACUACACGCACCUGCACGUGGAGACGCCCCGCAACUACAAGCUGCGCGGCGACGCCCGCGACCCGCGCAUCCCGCGCGGCACCAUGCAGCGCAACCUGGCCCUGCGCUGGCUGCGGGAGACCUUCCCGCGCAACGCCAGCCAGCCGGGCGUGGUGUACUUCGCCGACGACGACAACACCUACAGCCUGGAGCUCUUCGAGGAGAUGCGCAGCACGCGGAGGGUGUCCGUGUGGCCCGUGGCCUUCGUCGGGGGCCUGCGGUACGAGGCCCCGCGGGUCAACGCGGCCGGGAAGGUGGUCGGCUGGAAGACGGUGUUCGACCCCCACCGGCCCUUUGCCAUAGACAUGGCCGGGUUCGCGGUCAACCUGCGGCUCAUCCUGCAGCGCAGCCAGGCCUACUUCAAGCUGCGCGGCGUGAAGGGGGGCUACCAGGAAAGCAGCCUCCUCCGGGAGCUGGUCACCCUCAGCGACCUGGAGCCCAAGGCCGCCAACUGCACCAAGAUCCUGGUCUGGCACACGCGGACGGAGAAGCCCGUGCUGGUGAACGAGGGCAAAAAGGGCUUCACGGACCCCACGGUGGAGAUCUGAGCCCCGGGACGCAGGAGCCUCUUCUCACACCCUGAUCCUGCCUUCCAUCUUCUCCCCGUGGCUGACGGUCCUCCAAGGCAAACUCCAAACGAAUGGCCAUCAGCCUCCUUUCUAUCCUGGGGCUUCAGAGAGCCCAGCCUGAGGCCAGGACAAGGGACGGAGAGCCUAAAGCACAGAAACCCCAGACGUGUCGUUCUCUUCCACCCAGCGCGGAAGGGCCCCGCUGCCAGCCCGGCCCCCGCCCUCCUCCCCGGAGGUUCCCGCACCCCAGGCCCGAGUGAUGCCGGACAGCGGGGCGUCGCAAAAGACUCGGCGGUCACGUGGAGGUGGCCCUCCUGGCUCCCUGCUCCUGGGUCCAGCAUAGCCACACCGGCCAGCCGGGCAGAGGAUUCUGAACACCAUCCAGCAGGCCCUGCCCGGGCACCUCGGAGAGUUGCUCCCAAGUACACGUGUCUCUGUGGCUGUUCUCUAGUCCCUGUCUCCAGAGCAUAAGUCCGUCUUUGAUCCCAGCAGCGGUCAGCCCUGCAGGAGGGAGCAGGCCUAGCCCCCAGGCUCCCCCGUGCCCCGGGCUGUGGUGGGAGAGGAGCUCCUUCCUCCCCCCAGGCCCCCAACCCUGCAGCACAGAGAAGCAGAUGGGCCUCAAGCCAGCACAGGCCACGGGCUGGCCUGGACCACGACCACGUGGGCCCGUCCCCCAUGCUGCCACCCCCACGCCCACUGGGCGCCAGGGACCUUUGCCUGGGCCAGGACGGGGAGGGCAGGAGCCCUCUUCCUGAAGCCCUUGAGAGCCACAGACCUCAGGGGCAGAGAGGUGGGGGCAAUUCCAAGCCUCCUUCCUGCCCCUGGUUUGGGGGCAGGAGGGGGACUGCGUUAGCAGAGAUAUUUAUGGGCAAGAGACCGAGAUCAUUUGGACACAGAGGGGAAAGGAUACCCGAGCACACACGACGUUGGAAAUAAUUCUAUUUUAAACACAACGUGGGAAAGAAAAAUCUCCCUUCUCCCCAGGUGGGGAGCCUGCAGAGCCAGCCGCCCGAGAACAGUGCAUGCGCUGGCAGCUCCCUCCGCCAGGGGGCGUGUGUCCGGCUCUCCCGCCGCCGGACAGGCCCCUGGCUUUCUGGCUGGCGACAGCGCCCUCUGGUGGCGAUCCCACUCCUCAUGCUCCUGAAAGUCGGAAGCACAAUUUUCCUCUCGCGUGGAGGGAAACGGAAAGACUUGAGCCUACGGAAGGGGUUUUAUUUUUUAACCGCUAACACUUCAUUUAAACUCGCAGGACCAGUCUGAGGACCACAGAGAACCCACUCCUGGAGGAGAGGGUCAUUGGGGGGGGGAGGGAGGGGAUUGGACUUAGUCCAGCAACCUAAACAUUCAAAAAAUAUAGCAUCGGUUGCCUGUUUUGAAACAGACGCAAUUUUCCACGUAGUCACGAGCCCACCCAAUGGGAUCUUAUCCCUGGGAACCCUGAGCCACCUUGUAGGACAGCCCCCCAACCUCUUACAUAGUCAAUGGUUGCUCUGGAAAUCAAGCUCUCGGCAUCACGUGGCGUGGUGUGGGAGAGAAGGGACGAGGUGGACACAGGCGGCCAUCAAAUGCGUGAAUCCAGGCCCAGGCAUUCCACUGCCCCCCAGCCCUGUGCUCAGGUGAGCUUGGCUGGUCUACGGCUACCUUCUCAGCCAAAAACAAAACAAACAAAACAAAACACCAAAAUAACCCAGAAACAACCCAGGGCUCAUCUUCAGGAAAUUGAUACGGAACAGAACGAGGCAUUUUCUCUUGCUGCCUCUCCUGUAUUACUUUGUUUGGCAGGACAUGUUUUCGCCCCAUGUCCUCUAGUACAGUGGGGCCUUGACUUACGAGUUUAAUUCGUUCCGUGACAGAGCUCGUAACUCAAAUCACUCGUAUGUCAAAUCAAAAAGUGAAUGAGACACG